AUAGUGUUUUGGUUUUUUUUUUUUUGUUUGCAGGAUCUGCAGCUUUGAAGAAGAUUCCAGCGGUGACCCACUGUACUCUUUCUCCCAAAGAAAGUCCGGUCUACUGUGCCUUUGCUUAAGAAAAUGGAGAAGCUGAUAUCAGAGACACCCGUUCCAGUAUCUAAGGCCAAGCCAGAUACAAACUCAUGCCCUCAUGCUGCUGGCAAAUACUUCCUUCCUGGUGCGACAGACCAUGAGGACUGUAAGACUAACGAGAAGGAAAGGAAGUGGAUCCGUCCUGAUACACCCAGCAAAUGCACAUGGAAGCUUGGGAAACCCAUCUCUGCCUCCCCCCAUCGUCAUAUGUCUCUGCCAGAGCCUCCAAACAUUCUGCCCAACAUCUUGAAUAAAGUUGGCAACACACCGUUGGUGCGGAUCAACAAGAUUGGGAAGCACUUUGGGCUGAAGUGUGAACUCUUGGCAAAAUGCGAGUACUUCAAUGCUGGGGGCAGUGUGAAAGACCGCAUCAGCCUGAGGAUGGUAGAGGAUGCUGAGAGAGCUGGGAUCUUGAAGCCUGGGGACACAAUCAUAGAGCCAACCUCUGGAAACACAGGAAUUGGGCUGGCCUUGGCUGCAGCAGUGAAGGGUUACCGCUGUAUCAUUGUGAUGCCAGAGAAAAUGAGUAUGGAGAAGGUGGAUGUCCUGAGAGCUCUGGGUGCUGAGAUUGUGAGGACCCCAACUACUGCCAGGUUUGAUUCUCCUGAAUCUCACGUGGGUGUAGCAUGGAGACUGAAAAAUGAAAUCCCCAAUGCACAUAUCUUAGACCAGUACCGUAAUGCCAGCAAUCCCCUGACACACUAUGAUACUACAGCUGAAGAGAUCCUGCAACAGUGUGAAGGAAAAAUAGACAUGCUGGUGGCUACAGCUGGUACAGGAGGUACCAUCACUGGCAUCUCCAGAAAGCUGAAGGAGAAGUGUCCAGGUUGCAAAAUCAUAGGUGUUGAUCCUGAAGGCUCCAUCCUUGCUCAACCGGAUGAACUGAACAAGACCGACAAGACAAUGUAUGAAGUGGAAGGAAUUGGAUACGAUUUUGUUCCCACAGUGUUGGAUAGAUCUCUGGUGGACCAGUGGUACAAGAGCAAUGAUGAAGAGUCAUUUGCUUUAGCACGCAUGCUGAUCCGAGAGGAAGGACUGCUGUGUGGUGGCAGCUCAGGCAGCGCAAUGUCUGUAGCUGUGAAGGCAGCCAAAGAGCUGAAGGAGGGUCAGCGCUGUGUUGUUAUCUUCCCUGACUCUAUCAGGAACUACAUGUCCAAGUUCUUGAGUGAUAAAUGGAUGAUUCAGAAAGGGUUCAUGACAGAAGAAGACCUUGUCAAAAAACCUUGGUGGUGGAAUGUCAGUGUUCAGGAGUUAAGCCUCUCAGCUCCCCUGACAGUGCUUCCAACUGUUACCUGUGCGAAGACUGUUGAAAUACUUCGGGAGAAGGGGUUCGACCAGGUACCAGUUGUUGAUGAAUCUGGGGUGAUUUUGGGCAUGGUUACUCUAGGUAACAUGCUUUCUUCACUGCUUGCUGGAAAAGUUCAGCCUUCAGAUGAAGUCAGCAAAGUAAUCUACAAGCAGUUCAAGCAGGCAGAUAAUCAAGGAUCAGGUGGAAAUGUGAUUAACCUGAAAGACAACUUGGGGAGACUCUCUCAUAUCCUGGAAACAGACCACUUUGCUCUAGUGGUUCACGAACAAAUUCAGUAUCACACUGAUGGUUCCUCCAGUAAGCGACAAAUGGUGUUUGGCAUUGUUACGGCCAUUGACCUGCUCAACUUUGUGACUGCGCGAGAACGGGAAAGAAAGAUCAACUAAAGUCAAGGAGCAGUCGGGACCUCUUCAGUAAUAUUUUGCAAUCUCCAACAAAGAAUCAGGUUUAUUUCUUAGGUCGAAUGGUCUGUUCUUAAGGUGUUUGUUUUGAAAUUCUGAAAAUAAGCAGUUAGUGAUCCUGGUGUCAGCUAUACAGCUAGUUCUUUCACAGUGCAUUGCACAGUUUCUGGGAGUUCGUUUCUUAAUCAAGUUACAUAUUUCUUAAGACAAUUUAUUUUUUACCUAUAUAUAUGUGUGUAAAAAUACUGCCUAAGUUAACUGGUGUGUUCCUUACCUGUUGCGUCCAAAGCCUGGCUUUUCAAAAAUAUUGUCAGAUGAAUUAAAUAUGUUGAAAAGAGUUAUUAAGCACAAGUCUAAGAGCUCUGGAAGGCAUUUAUUUUAAUGUGCAGGGUUGUUAAGUUAGACAAUAUAGAGUAGAAACGAAAACAUGGAAUUGGGCUGUGAAGAAAGGAGGAGGUGUUUCCCUUUUGGUGACAUCAGUGUAAAAUGGGAGCAAAGCUCAAGGGUUGAAGUUAAGGUUUGGCUCAACCAGCUCCUCUGAGACAGAGCUGACUUGGCUGACAAACAAAAAAUAGUGAUUUGUUCUACACGGUGCACUAGCUUUCACUGCAAAGAUAGACCUUUCUCUUUUUUCCAACUAUACCUCAGUAAAUAAGCAUGGAUGGAAAGGAAGAAAGCCUGUGCUUUUUGCCCGAAGGUUGUUUAAAAUGAUGCUGCACCUUCCCCUCACUUCCCAGCCUCCUUUUUAUCUAUGUUUAUGCCUGUUUUAAAAAGCCAGAGGUAAUUCAACAAGAGCUGUAAACUGUUUUUCAAGUCCUGUCCAAGUGCUCCCAGACUGCAGCUCCUUAUGGAAUGUGCAGUAGAUGGGUGCAUCAACUACUUCUAUAAUUUUCUGGGUUUUUUGAUUGUAUUUGACUUAGGUAGCUGCAGGAGUUUGUUGGAGUAGCGGCUCAUCCUCACACUGGUAAUGAUGGAUGGAAUGACUCUAUGGUUAAAGUGGCCAUUCUUCAUCUUAAUUAAGACUCGCUGUAUUCUGACUGACCCUUUGCCAAGAAUGAAAGUUAUGAUCAGCAAGAGUGACAUUUCUUAGCUUAUCUCUUCCUUCUGCCUUGCUGGCCUCCCUGUGACAGUGGAAUUUAACUGUGUGCCACGAGGAGAGGUGUUCUCUGUUCUCCAUCAGAAAGCUAUGUCCCACAUCAGUGCUGAGCAAAACCAUAGAGCAGAAUCUUUGCACUUGCCUAUUGGCUGAUGGUGACUUGAAAGAGGCAGGAAACACAAAGGUAGGCAAGAGCUCAAAGCCGAAGUGACACCAGAGAUGCCGUCAACCCAUCAGCAGUGUGACAAGUUUGGCUGGCUGCUUCUUUUUCUGUGGCUAAUAAGAACUUUGUUGUAAUAAAGCCUCAGCUUGAUAUGUUAGUUCUUUAAUGAUGUACCAAUGGCAGUUAGGUUAAUUCCACACUUAUUCCUUGGAUUUUGUGAAAGAGCCUGUGUACUUCACUGGGUACUGCUGACUGGAAUAUCUGCUACAACCGUAGCUGUUACUGCUGCUAAAUUUUGGCAUUACUGUUGCUCUUAAAAAUUUACUUCACUAAUUUACUUUACUAAUCUGAUUCUUCUCCCUGGUUUUCCAUCCGAUCCUGUCUAUGGGGAAUAGGGCACUUCAGUUUCUUUCUCCUUUUCCUUUUGUCCCUGUAAAACUCCACAUCCCAGCCUAACAGAAUUUGGCAAGACCUCUGAGGAUGGCAGGCAAAAGGCAGUUGCCACACUUCUCAGAAGAGCAGUACAAAAGAGACGUAGGAUUGCUAUGUUCAGGUUGAAGAAACAGAAGAUUAAUGGGCAGCUUUACCUUUGACACAGUGGGAAGUAUGAAGAUUUUAGCUUUUUAUUUUAGUUUACUGUUCAUAAAUUAAUCUCUGCCAUGUCCUGAAAACCAGGUAGUGCUUGUGCAACAACAGAAGGGUUGACCAGAGCUGGCAAGGAAGAAGGGCUGUGAGUUGAAAGUAAUCCAAACAAGUAACCCAAAUUAAUCUAACUACACUGCUCUGCACAUGCAGUUUGUUAGGAACUCUUUCCUGCUCUGAACUGGCUCAAGGAGAUGCUCACUGACUGCUCUUAUUCAGAGUAGCAACCCUGUCUGGUCAGUGAAACUGGGGAAAUAACUGGAGUUUCUGAAUGACUGAAAAAGUUUCCAGAGCUCUCUCCUGUGCUAGGGAUGAAGACAGCAAGGGGAUGGAGAGUCCUGCAGAAUGAAAGUUCCUGUGAUGCAAAAUUUCAUCAGUGUGAUGCUUUUCUGCAUACCUGAAAGUGCUCUUACUACCUUGAUCCUAGUGAGAAGCUGUAGGGCUAUAUUACUGCUUUAUUCAUCUAUCUUUGUUUCAAAUAUUGUGAGGACCAGGAAAGACAUCGCUGUUUGUUUGGUCUUUAAUCCAGAGUUUGAGUCUAAAGCUUGAACCAAACUGUCUUUUUUAUUUUUUUUCUGAAGUGGGUGCCUGUAUCUUCUGUUUACUUGUGCUGGUUAAACACAUGCUGACCGUCAGCCUGGAAACUAUUUUGCACAUGGUUAUUUAUAUAAACAAUUUAUGCUGUUUUUCUUUGUCACUGUAAGAGAAUAUCGGUCCUUUCCCUUUUCUCUACUCUGCAAGAAUGCUUUUAUUUUCUCACAUGGAGACUUUUAAACAACAGAAGCUGUACAUUUUGCAAGGAGUUAUCAAGCAAGAAUGUAAGGAUCAUUUUGAAGUUGUAACGACCAAUAUUACUUCCCACUUUUUUCACAAGCUAUGGCUGACUCCAGAAUUCUUUGUAGCCCAGUUUCUUUUAAGUGCCCAGACCGGUCCCCUGCUCACCAAGUUGCUAAAUGGUUUCUGGAAACUUCUGUUCUGAGUUUUGCAUAUCGUGCUCACUGUUAGCAGUUGCCUGGUACUGCCACUGUUGUCCAACAGCCUUUCUAACUGUGUAGCAUCAGCACACUACAAUGACAAAGGGAAGACUUUUUAUGUUUUAAGGAGUUGGGAAAAAUUUGUUGCACAAACAUUUGCAAUAUAAUGUAAAGAAUUCAAUAAAAACUAUUUGAUUGCAGAA
Messenger RNA from Meleagris gallopavo (turkey), 4923 nucleotides. Its product is annotated as cystathionine beta-synthase-like protein. Gene Ontology annotation, molecular function: cystathionine beta-synthase activity. Lineage: Eukaryota; Metazoa; Chordata; Aves; Galliformes; Phasianidae. Gene Ontology annotation, cellular component: cytoplasm. The record is from RefSeq and is a predicted model, not a curated record.